AUGGGGCGUCAGCGCCAACCAGGCCACCGGCAGCGCGGUGCUGGCACCGUGAGCGUGUCGAAGGGGGACACCAUGCGCCAGGGCGUGCUAUGCAAAGAGUGGCAGCGCACUCCCAUGCAGCUGCUUCUCGAGUUCUGUCAGUCCAAGAAGCGCCGCAACGCCUUCUACGCGCGAGCCCGGAGCAAAGACUCAGCCAAGUUCCGCAUGCGCUGCGUUCUACCGGACGACAAGGACAAUAGCAAAGACCUGAGCUUCUGCCCUGAGCAAGAGUUCGAGACGCAGGAGGAGGCUAAGCACUGCGCCGCGUUGCUGGCGCUUAAGCACGUCGAACCACUGCGGCCACACGAGAGGAAGCUACCGGACCCGUACCGAGACUUGUGGCUAGCAUUAGGCUCUCAGGAUAGUCCUGCAGAUAAAGGGUCAGGUCCGAAGACAAAGAAAGGUAGGAUCAGGGCUCAAAAGGAGGAGAAAGAGACUAAAACUGAGUCUAAAGACGAGAAGACCAUCGAUUUUUGGGGCGGAGAUGUCGAAGAGGAGGUUGUGGAGAAGACAAAUGGGAAGCUGAUGACUUUGACGAUGGACAGGAAGUUUGCGUCUCAUAAAGAGUUUGAAUCAGCGAAACUUGCACGCACUCAGGAGAGGAACAAGAAGCAACGAUCGAGGGAGAACAGGGAGAGAGCCAAUCUGCCCAAGCAGGUCAUGAUGAGUGCGCAGUGUAGAGAACUCAUUGAAGCAAUUCUGAGGCGACUAGGGGAGACGCAGAAGGAGAACAACAAGGGAACACUUGGACUGGACGAAGACAACGACUUGGAGCUGAAAGAACUGGAAGAAGAAGAAGAGUUCCGGAAGAAGGCGACCCAGAGACUUAAAGCGAUCGGAUUUACCCCAGCGCAGACCAACGGAGCGUUGCAGAACUUCCCACGCGGCUUCACGGUGGGCGAUGAGAAUGCUGACGAUGCGCGUAUGACUGCGAUCUUUGACUGGCUGUGUUUGAACAUCCCUGAAGGAGACUUGCCGAAGAAAUUCAAUCCGGAAGGCACGCAACUCGAUGUGGUACUCAGCGCUUCGUCUGAAGAGCAGUCACCUCGUACGACUGUUCUUGUGCAGCGUCUGAUGAAGUUUGGCUACGAUCGUCACGACGCUGCGGCGGUGGCGACUGAGUUUGUACAGGAGCAUUCUGAUAUGAGUGACGAAGAACUGAAGAUUCCUUCGAUGGCUACACUGUUCGCUCUCGUGGACAAGCUCUUCCCACAUGUCAAAAGACAUUUCGGUUUGGACGAGAUCGACGGAGCUGUCGAGGCUUCUGACGAGCUGUUCGACCAACGACAAGACGAGAUUUUCGCCUUGGAGGCUAUUUAUGACGAGAAGUUCAAAGCCUCGGCACUGGAAGACGCUCAGCUGCUUGAAUUUGAGGUGACCGACGCGCUCCGCCUGCAUGUUUAUCUGCCUAGUACGUCCAAAUAUCCGUACGAACUGCCGCUUCUGGCGUUAACAUCGACGGAGGCCCAACACCAGCCUCAUCUCCUUGCGGCGUGUGGAGAAGCACUCAAGAGCUGCAUUUAUUCCAGAGGUGAGCCGAUGCUGUACGACAUCUACGUCGCGAUUGAUACCUACUUGCAAGACAAGAAGCGGUUGGCUAGCAGUCCACCCAGACUUCAACUAUUAAAGAAGCCGUCGGUUGUAAAGGAGGUUGCAGCAAAACCUGCUCGAAUCUCCACUAAAGCGACAUCAAGCAAGUUUAAAAAUCGGAAAAAGAAGGGCGGCACUGCUGGAAAUUACAACAAAACCCAGACGAAGCGCGUAGACGUGGAAGCUGUUCGCCGUGCGAGUGAGAAGCUGCUCCAGUCGAGGAGAGCGAAGGACAGUCAACAGAACUUCCAGCAGAUGCUCGCUGCUCGUGCAAAACUUCCUGCUGGCAAGGAAGAGACCCAGGUGAUCAAGUGUGUGCAGAACAACCAAGUUGUUCUCGUCUGUGGCGCCACAGGUUGCGGAAAGACGACGCAGAUCCCGCAGUUUAUCCUGGAUGAGUACAUCAACCGUGGGGCUGGCGGAGAGUGCAACAUCAUCUGUACUCAGCCACGACGUAUUGCCGCUAUAGGUGUAGCCACUCGUGUGGCACAAGAACGAUGCGAAGAGAUCGCUGACGUGGUGGGGUAUCAGAUCCGUAUGGACGCCAAGAAGUCGUCAAACACGCGACUUUUAUUCUGCACGACUGGUGUCCUGCUUCGACGCUUGCUCAAUGAUCGACAGCUGUCAGGAGUCUCACAUGUGAUUGUUGAUGAGGUUCACGAGCGCAAUGUGGACACGGAUUUCCUGCUGUCGAUUCUCCGUGACUUGCUACCUCAACGUCGAGACCUUCGCGUGAUUUUGAUGAGUGCUACGAUGAAUUCCGAGCUGUUUGUCAAGUAUUUCUCAUCGAUUCCAAGCACGCCGUGUCCUGUGCUGGACAUCCCUGGCUUUACCUAUCCGGUCGAGUGUAACUUUCUGGAAGAAGUUCUGGACCAGUCUCGCUACGAAGUGCCCAAGUAUUUGCUGAAGGAGAAGAAGAACAAGAAACAGGAUGGAAAAGACGAAGAGGAGAAGCAGAAACCACUGUCCGAGAUGACGUCAGAGGAGAUUGCAGCGCGUGUUGAUGAUUCCAAGAUCGACUACGACCUUAUCCUGCAUCUGGUGCGUCAUCUCGUUCUAAACAAGUCGCAGAGCAGUGGAGCGAUCCUCGUUUUCCUACCUGGCACUGCUGAAAUAAAGCGUCUGAUAGAGAUGUUGACACAUGGCAAUGGUGGGCUCUCAUCCAAAGUCUGGGCUCUGCCUCUGCAUGGCUCCCUCUCGGGAGCUGAUCAGGCGAUGGUCUUCAAGUCUGCGCCUUCAGGGAAGACCAAGGUCAUUGUCAGCACAAACAUCGCCGAAACAUCUAUCACUAUCAACGACAUUACGGCUGUGAUCGAUUCUGGAAAGGUGAAGGAAAUGGUGUACGACAACCGAGCUCGACGCUCUCAGUUAUUGGACUGCUGGGCUUCUCGUGCUGCCUGUGACCAGCGAAAGGGUCGAGCUGGACGUGUGCAGGCCGGAACAUGCUAUCGAUUGUUUUCUCGCAAGCGGUUCGCUGCCAUGGACGCGCAAUUGUCUGCUGAGAUCCAUCGUGUGUCUCUGGAACAACUGUGUCUACAGAUUAAGAAACUGGAACUUGGCUCGAUCAAGGGGUUCCUGUCCAAAGCGAUCGAGCCGCCUAAGGAAGAUGCCAUCGAUGCUGCUGUCCAAGAACUGGUCGAUAUCGCAGCGCUCCGAACCGUAGGCGAGUCGCCAAAGAACAAGCUUCGUGGCAACAAUGACGAAGAAGUGAUCUUGACGCCGCUGGGUAACCAUUUGGCUAUGUUGCCGCUGGAUGCUCGCAUUGGCAAGUUCCUGGUGUACGGAUCCAUUCUACGCUGCAUCGAACCUGUCGCUAUCAUCGCUGCCUGUAUUUCUAGUCGGAACCCGUUCUUGAUGAGCAUGUCGGACCCGGAGCUGCGUGCUAAACAGGAUGCACUCAAGAAAGAACUGGGUGGCAGCUGGAAGAGCGACCACUUACUGCUGUGGAAGUUAGUCGAGCGGUAUUCGCCUCUGCGUGGACAGAAGUCGAAGCGUGGAUUCUGUCGUGACAUCGGUCUCUCGUACGACACGAUGGAGUCGAUCUUGGACUUGAAGCAACAGUACUUGCAGCAAUUGGACAAUAUUGGUUUCUACGAAUCAUCAAGCGCUGAUCACCUUAAUGAGAACUCGAAGGCGCCUCGUAUCAUCAAGGCUGCACUUUGUGCUGGUCUGUACGCGAAUGUGGCGCAAGUGGUGUACCCAGAGCAAAAGUACUUCCAAGCUGCACACGGUGUAGUGGAGGAAGAUCACAACGCCAAGCAGAUCCGAUACUUCGUACGCUCUGCAAGUGAAGCUGGUCAGCGCGAGCGUGUGUUUCUGCACCCGUCGUCGUGUAACUUUUCCCAGAACAACUACGAUUCGCCGUGGCUGCUGUACACGGAAUUAGUGCAGACCUCCAAGAUUUUUGUACGUGAGAGUACUAUGGUGAAUCCGUAUGCGCUCUUGCUGUUUGGAGGCCACCUAGAAGUCAUCCACGAGAAGAAUUUACUUACACUUGACGGCUAUAUACGAUUCAACGCUGUGGCUCGUAUCGGCGUGCUGAUCAAGUCGAUCCGCCAGCAUUUGGAUCGUCUGUUGAUGCAGAAAAUUGCGGACCCAAGUGUUGAUAUCGCGCAGAGUGAGUUGGUGACUGCUAUCAGUCAGCUGCUUAAAAGCGAAGGCAUGUACACCGAUGCGUAG
Molecule: messenger RNA, 4308 nt
Organism: Phytophthora infestans T30-4
Lineage: Eukaryota; Oomycota; Peronosporomycetes; Peronosporales; Peronosporaceae
Product: ATP-dependent RNA helicase, putative
Exons: 1
Coding region: 1-4308 (1435 amino acids)
Cellular component (GO): intracellular anatomical structure; nucleus
Molecular function (GO): RNA binding; protein binding; ATP binding
Source: RefSeq, a predicted model, not a curated record